Molecule: messenger RNA, 1669 nt
Organism: Ylistrum balloti
Lineage: Eukaryota; Metazoa; Mollusca; Bivalvia; Pectinida; Pectinidae
Product: glutamate-rich WD repeat-containing protein 1-like
Exons: 6
Coding region: 1-1341 (446 amino acids)
Molecular function (GO): protein binding
Source: RefSeq, a predicted model, not a curated record
AUGGCUGAUGAUAAACAAGAUAUGUCGGACGAUUCUGCUGAAGAAAUGGAUGUCGCUAGCGAUGAAAGCGAUGGCGAGGACACAAUGGAAGAACAUACCGAAGAAAGCAAAGUGUAUUUACCUGGCGAAACGUUGAAAGACGGCGAACAAUUAGUCUGUGAUGAAUCUGCAUAUGUCAUGUACCACCAAGCACAGACAGGAGCUCCUUGCCUUAGCUUUGACAUUUUGUGUGACUCCCUUGGGGACAAAAGGGAAAGCUUCCCACUGACCUGCUACACUGUUAGUGGAACUCAGGGGGAAAGAGGUCACACUAACCAUGUCAUUGUGAUGAAAAUGAACAACCUUCAUCGCACAUCCAAAGAACAAAAACCUGACACAGAAGAAGAAAGUGACGAGGAAAGUGAUGAUGAUGACGAUGAUGAAAAAAAACCUGAAUUAGAAACAGCUUUGAUUCAACAUACUGGUUGUGUUAACAGAAUAAGAGCCACUAAUAUUGGUGAUAAGUCCAUAGCAGCAUCCUGGUCUGAAGUGGGAAAGGUGUACAUCUGGGACCUGACUCGGCCGCUCCAGGCAGUAAAUGACUCCAAUAUAAUGGCAGUAUACACACGCAAUGAGGAGUCGCCUCCCCCUGUCUUCUCCUUCAGUGGUCACCAAACAGAGGGAUAUGCAGUAGACUGGUCCCCAACAACUCCAGGACGCUUGGCCACAGGAGACUGUACUAAGAAUAUACAUGUCUGGAACCCUCAACAAGGUGGUACUUGGCAUGUGGAUCAGCGGCCCUUCAAAGGCCACACCUCCUCAGUGGAGGACAUACAGUGGUCACCAAAUGAAGCAAAUGUAUUUGCUUCAUGCUCAGUAGACAAAUCUGUGCGUGUAUGGGAUGCCAGACAGUCACCAUCAAAAGCUUGUAUGCUGACAGCUAGUGACGCUCAUGACCGUGAUGUCAAUGUUAUUCAUUGGAACAGGAAUGAACCUUUCAUUUUAUCAGGAGGUGAUGAUGGAAUGAUUAAAGUGUGGGAUCUACGUUUGUUCCAGAGUGGCAAGUUUGUUGCUGCCUUCAAGCACCACACAGCACCAAUAACAUCAUUGGAGUGGAACCCAAAUGACAGUUCUGUGUUUGCUGCAUCAGGCUCGGAUGAUCAGAUCACAGUGUGGGAUCUGGGUGUAGAAAAGGACAGUAUAGAACAGCAAGACAGUGAGCCAGAUGUACCUCCACAACUCUUAUUUAUACACCAGGGACAGACAGACAUUAAAGAGCUUCACUGGCACCCCCAGUUACCCGGCGUUAUGAUCAGCACAGCUCACAGUGGAUUCAAUGUGUUUAGGACUAUCAGUGUGUAGUGUGGCAUCACACAGUUUUCAAAGCAUUAGUGGAAUACUAUGGAACAUCUGAAAGUGUAUUUUUCAUUAGUGUUGCAUUUCUAGAUGAUGUGAAUGGUGACAUCUAUGUACAAGGAUAUAACCUCAAGAUGAAGGAUGGAGCAUCAAUGCCAGGGAUUCCGAGGAUUUAGAUUAUAGUGGUUUACAUGUUUCAGUUGGCUAGGCCAACCAUCUUCUGAACAAAUCUACAUUGAAAAUCGGAAAGCUUAAGUGUAAAUUACGGUUCAUGAAGUUGAUUGUUCUUAUCAUGUGAUAUACAAUUGUGAAGAGUUACAAAGAAUUAACCUCA